AUUGCGGAGUCCGAGCAAGGACGUGCUGGAGUGGAGAUUUUUCAAUGGGAUCGAGGGCGACUUUCUACAUGUCUUGGUGUCUGUGCAUCACCACGGGCAUUGCGUGCGUGGUCUUGGUUGUCUACUGGUACUGGCGUUGGCAUGGAGGAUUUGCCUGGGAUGGAACCCAGGCCCAAUUCAAUUGGCAUCCCGUCCUCAUGAUCAGUGGACUGCUGGUCCUCUAUGGCCUCGCCGCCGUUCUCUUCCGUGUGCCUUGGGGGUGGUCGCAUAAGAAGCGUGGAUGGAAGAUGCUUCACGCAGGACUGAUGCUGGCCGCCCUGAUUCUCGCCGGCGUCGGCCUGCACGCCGUCUUCGUCGUGCACCGCAACCUGAACAUUCCUGCGUUGUACUCUCUGCACAGCUGGGUGGGAAUGAGCGCCGUGGUGACCUUUGCGUGGCAGUGGUUCCUGGGCCUGGUCGGCUUCUUGCUACCGUGUUCUGCGCCGCGUUUGGGCGGUGCCCUGAAGGGCAUCCACGUGUGGACGGGACAAGCGGUGCUGAUGCUCACUCUGGCUGCCUGCAUCAGUGGGAUCAACGAACAGCUUUUCUUUGCACUGGAUGGUGUGUCAGCAAGUGCUUACAGCUCCCUUCCUGUGGAGGCGCUGUUUGGCAACAUGCUAGGAGUCCUGACUGUGGCGUUCAGUGUUCUCGUGUUCGGAAUUCUGUCCAAAACCGACUGGCAACGUCCAAACACCAAUACCAAUGAUGAAGCAACUCCAAUUUUGAUGAGAGAAGAAGCCAUUUAAGGGACACAGCAACAGAAUGGGACAGAAAGCACAUGAACUAUUAUCCUAUUUAAGGAUAAACGGUUCAGAAGAUGGAUGGAUUGAAAACAAGACAUGAAAACAUUUAAUCACUCAUGUAUAAUUGAUAUAUUACACUUUAUGAUUCCUGAAUUAAUAAACAAUACUCUGUCCAA
Messenger RNA from Syngnathus acus (greater pipefish), 958 nucleotides. Its product is annotated as cytochrome b ascorbate-dependent protein 3-like. NCBI's taxonomy places the organism in Eukaryota, Metazoa, Chordata, Actinopteri, Syngnathiformes, Syngnathidae. The coding region runs from base 45 to 785 and encodes 246 amino acids. The transcript is spliced from 5 exons. The record is from RefSeq and is a predicted model, not a curated record. Gene Ontology annotation, cellular component: lysosomal membrane. Gene Ontology annotation, molecular function: oxidoreductase activity.